Perca fluviatilis (European perch) is the source of this 6962-nucleotide messenger RNA. It is a transcript of the gene vps37c, whose product is annotated as VPS37C subunit of ESCRT-I. The record is from RefSeq and is a predicted model, not a curated record. Gene Ontology annotation, biological process: protein targeting to vacuole; ubiquitin-dependent protein catabolic process via the multivesicular body sorting pathway; protein targeting to membrane. The coding region runs from base 513 to 1583 and encodes 356 amino acids. Gene Ontology annotation, cellular component: ESCRT I complex. Lineage: Eukaryota; Metazoa; Chordata; Actinopteri; Perciformes; Percidae. The transcript is spliced from 5 exons.
GGCGUACUUGGAUGGUUCCUAAAAUGGCGGCGGUAUCUGUCAGUGUGGAGUGAAACUUUACCAUCUUAAGCAAAGAAUUUGUCAUUUUCUAACAUAUUUUGUCGACUGAAGUCGUCCGUUUAUUAAAGUAAGCAUUACCGGACUACAGAGGCGUUUGACAGUGAUCGUCAGGACCAAGCAGCGUCGUUCCGGGCUCUGUUUUUGAUCGCCAAAUCGCCGGGCUUCCCUCGAAGUUGACGGUGGCUAACGUUAAGUGGCUGACAUUGCUAUCGCACCGACUGUUGUUGUCAUCACAUUGCUCAACGCGGAACAGUCUGCUGAGAUUGGCCGUCGGCCGAGUAGCUAGUUAGCUCGCGGGUCAAGUACGUCGAAAGCGUGUCGGCGGCUUUUCGUUGAGCUGGGUCCCGUGUCCGCCUGUCAGUCGGAAUAGAGAGGUGGUGUUGGAUGUCACCACCAGUCCCUGUCAUCAGGCUCAAUCUGGUUUGCUAGCGUCGGCCAUCCUGGCAAAUCAAAUGGAGAAGCUCCAGGACCUAAGCCAAUCAGAGCUACAGGAGCUCCUGGACAACCCACAGAGGGUGGAGUCUAUGGCUCUGGAGUCUGACGAGAUCCAGAACAUCCAGCUGGAGAGAGAGAUGGCGUUGGCAUCCAACCGGAGCCUGGCUGAGCAGAACCUGGACGUGAAGCCUCGGCUGGAGGCGGAGAAAGAGGUGCUGGUGGAGAGAUAUUCUCAGCUAGAGGCCAUCAGAGAAACCUACAGACAACACUGCUCCCUGAGAGAUGGGAUGGUGGGUCAGGUGUCUCCAGAGGCAUUGUUCUCCAGACUACAGACAGAGGGCAGCAAAACAGAGGCAGAGUCAGAGACUCUAGCUGAUGAGUUUCUGGAGGGCUCUCUGCCAUUGGACUCCUUCCUGGAUCGCUUCCUCUCGCUGCGCUCCCUAGCUCACAAAAGACGGGUGAGGAUAGAGAAACUCCAGGAGAUCCUACGACAGAGGAGCGAGGGCAAUCCCAACGCCAUGACAUCAUCAGCAGGCGUCAGCCAAGACCCUGCUGCCGCGCCCUCACCCUGGAAUCAACCGACAACAACAGCAACGACGACCAAUCAGCAGCAGCCAAACUCCACAGCUCAGUCCUGCAGCUAUCCCUCGCAGCCGGCCUCCGCAUCGGCAGCGGGCCCUUCAGGCCUCCCCUACACCCCCUACCCUGUCUCCCCACCCAACCCUCCCCCUGCGGCUGCCGCAGGCUCCGGCGCGGUCAACCCCACGCCACAGUUCCAUCCGUACCCAGGUUCCGGUUCACCUUUCACCCCAGCAGGGAGCUACUCCGGCCCCAGGCCUGCGUUCGGGCCUACAGCUUCAGCCGCCUGCCCCUACCCCAGCCAGCCCUCCUUCCCUACUCCACACCCGGGCUCAGCAUUCGGCCAGUACACCCCAAGCCCCCCCCAAAGCGGCCCCGCACCCUACCCGGCCUCCUACAGCUACGGAGGCUACAGCUACCCGGCCGGGCCACCGUAUUCUGAUUCUCAGUCGCCAACAGGCAGACCCAUCUACAGACCAGGAUAUGGAGUCCCACAGCCGUACUCAUGAAGGCACUACUACUUCUCUCUACUUCCUCUGUCUCAAUUCUUCCCUUCUUUUCUAUCUCACCCCUUUCUCCUCACUGUCUCCCUAAACUCCAGCCUCCUCAGCCCCAGGUCCCUCUCCUCCUCCUCCGUCUUUUUACCUUUCUACCCUCCCUCUUCCUUUCUCCCAUGCUGAGAGAUCUCUCGCUUUACUUAUCUUUGUUGCACUAUUUCUCCCUUUCUCUAAAUAUCAGUCUACUGAUCUUUCUUUCUUUCCUUUUCCCUCUUUCUGUCACCCUACGACCCAGCGACUCCUCCACACUAGUCUCAGGUUGUUGUGUUGUGUUUAAGUGUAAACACUUGUAUCUGGCCCUUCAUACACUCCCUCUCCAUCACUCCCUCUUUCUUCCAUUUCUUGUGUGUGUGUGGGUGUGUGUUGCUAUUUGGCAAUCAGAAAGUCCUUAUAAACACACAAGUGCACUCCCCCUUAUGACAACUACAUUAAAAAAAACAUUUAUACCACCACAUCAGUGUCCAAUAGCUGUCUGACCACAAUCUGUUUGGGUCACAUUGUUAUUCAUGAGCACAGUCUUCAUUAAGAAAAGCACCCUAAUGGAAGAUGUAUGUCCUGGGCUUCUUUCAUGACUCGUAGGCUCAUACAGCGCAAUUAAAUUGGCAAGUAGAUGGCUGGUUAUAAUAAUGGAUCUUAUAUUAAGUUAAUCUAAGAUGCAGGGUUUUGGGAAUACCUUCUCCUCAGCUGUAGCUGCUUGGCUCUUCCAUACAUGUGACUUGGGAAUUUCAUAAUGCACAAUUACCUGUGGGCAGAAGAAGCACCAGUACUUUCUGUUGGUCAACCAAAGAAGCUGUGGCGACGACAGCACUUCCCUUUAACGUUAGGGUUGGAAGAGGAAGUUAGCUACAGCUGUGUGUCAGCUGCUUGGCCUCCCUUCAUGGCUGUGAAGGCCCGGUCACACCAACAGGUGCUGGACAUGGUGCCAGGAGCUACCCAGCAGCCCCUGCAACACCCAAAGUCUAUUCACUUUAUAAGCCUUAAUUUGUUUCCCACAAUGCAGUCUAGCCCUACAUUCAAGACACAGAAAUAAGCCACUGUCUUCCAAAAAAGUUUAUUUCGCUGUAACAACACUGAUAUAAUCUCAGCUCACAAAGACCAUAUACAGAUGGUGUAAACGGUUGCUUGUAGAGGUGAGGGAACUUGUUAAUAAUUCUGUUUGGGUUUGUCACUGAUCCAGAGAAAAAAUAAAAAAGUUUAGCUUAAAGAAAUUCAUUGGUCUUUAACAAACAUCUUAAAUUAGUAGUUUCCUGUAUGUAGCUUAUCCCACAAACAUCAUCGUGCUGCUGUGGAAGGCAGAUAUUUGUCCAACAAAUAUCGAUAAAUACCAACUCCACCUCAGAACUGGCGUUUUUCAGUCUUGAAGCUCUUUUCAUAUUCCAAAAUCUUGGGUUCCAGCAAAUACACAGAGCCAGGUAGGCCCGUCUGUCAUUAACACAUGCAAAUCUUGAAAAUGCAAUGUAAAGAGCACUGUAGUAACACCCUGAUACCUGGUGGAGUCUGUGGUUUGAGCCAAACAUAGUCUGGCUUCUUUGUUCCCACUCUGUCUGUGCACAUACCCCCCUCAACCAACACCUGUCUGCCCCCCCCCUCCCCAAUUCCUCCUCUCCAUCACUCUCCUCCUCCAUAUCUGAAUAUGAACUGAUGCUUGACAAUAUUUACCAGAAGAAAAUAGUUUUAUUUCUAUAAGUUCACACUAUCAGUGAGAACACGUGGUGUGCAUAGUUUAUUGGGGUAAAAUGAUAAAGGUUCAUGGUCGGUUCUGUGUCAGUUGAAUCAAUGUAAAUGAUAUCAUUGGAAAUGCAAUGUAUGUGAUUGAUGACAGAUCAUGUAAGGAUCUUUAAGAAGUACAUACCACCUCUCUAAAUUUGUAUCACACUUUGGGAUCAUCACCAAACUGUAAUGUCACAUGGACUUUUUAUCUUGCAACCUAACAUUUCAUCAAACUAAUCAUAUUUUAUCUUUUACAUCUCCUCUCAGCUACAUCACAACUCUUCAUCAGUAUUAUCACUAUCUAGAAAGCAGUUAUACAGUUCAACAUUCUCUGUCUGAUAUUUUUUGUAACACCCCAAUAGAGCCCAGAUCAAAACGUGUCUUUGUGCCAAUAUUGUCACACACGUGUUGGACAUUCCACCGAGCUGUAUCUAGAGGUGAUUGAAAUUAAUCCAAAUUGGUCCCAGCCUCUAAAACACAGUACUGCUAUUAACAGUCCCCAAUAAAGGGAAUCAUUAAAGGGAGCUGUAAUGGAGUACUGAUUUGCAUCCUAAUUGAAUGGGUCAUUACGUUUGAAAAGUGUAAAUGUUAGGAGGUGGAUGUGCUGUAGCAGUUGGUAGUUGUGUGAUUUGAACUGUACCGUAUAGACAACUGCAGAGCAGCAUCACACAGCUUUUACCAGCAGUUCACUUUUUUUUCAUGACCCUGCAUGUCAGUAAAAGUGUUGCCUUGAAGAGAAUCCUUAGCUUAUUGGUUUCGUAAGAGGCUUUUACCUGGGUGAUGAUUUAAUAGGUCCGUAAUUGUUGCUCGGGCCUCACUGUCCCGUCACAGCUGGGGUUUGAUCAGGAGUCAUAUGGACAAGCAGCCAAUCAGUGAUCUGAUGACCGUCUCUGUUCUGUUAACGACGCCUCCACAGGCCCACUCCAACACUAAGAGACCACCAUGGUUGCUGUUAGCAAAGGGAAAUUCUGCAGUUGUCUUUAUUCUUAUUUAUAACCUGGUUUAGAGUUCCUGGUUUCAGCUGUUCGUUAUCACCUCAAAUCCAUGAAAUGAUAAUAACUGUCCUAUUGUUUUCUGUCCUUGUGUUUAAAAGCUGCCUGACUGGCUGUCUGAGCACUCAUGCUAUUUGUUGGACUCGUCUAAAUCAUUUAGGUGUCUUUUUUUUAGUGACAUCUCUGGUACUAAGAGUGCUUAUAGAUAUUUAAUUCUAAAUGUUGGGCCCCACUUUCUGUUCACAAUGGUUUCUUCAUAUUCAGAGCUUAGUUAAGUAUGUGCUGUAUAAUAUAGAACAAUACCAGCUUACAUUUGAAAAGCAUCGUUUUGUUGGUGACAGAGAAUUUUCUCCAGCAAAGAGCCACCAGACGUGAUUGAAACAGCAAAUGUAAAAAUAUUUUGGAAUGAUGUGUUAGAUCAAUCAGCAGUUUCAGAAUAUACAUUUUAUUUAGAAAAAAUGUCUCAUGGAUUGCUCAUAAACAGUCCAGAUGCUCCUGAUCACAGGCCCAGACUGCAACAGUAAGUGUUGUAGCAUAAAGGCUGGGAUCCAUGGCCAAGUGUAUGGAUGUCAUUGUGACAUGCUAAAGUGCCCUCUGCUAGCACAGCAGCGGUCACAGGUACCAUCCUUUAUAAAGCAUUAUAGGUUGUAACUAAAGGUUUUAAUAAUGGUUAAUAGAUAAUGUACUAAUGCCUCAUAGAUUAGUUUAUCUUUAAAGCGUUAAAGUAAAAGUCAUUAAAAACUGCAACUGGAUUGCAGCAGAUCAUAAAUCCAUUACUAAGUAACUGCUAACUUCUUCCAAACUUAAUGGUUUACUAAAUCAGGUUGCACAAUUAAAAUGUACUAAAUGUCUUAGCUAGUUAAGACCUUAGCAAUGUGUAAAUUGGUUGUUAGGAAACAUCUGUAGCCAGGUAAUCCUGUAAAAACACCCACCAAUCACUGCCUCGCGCUCUGCUUGGAAAGAACCAAUGAAAUGCCUCGUUGCCCCGCUGCAUGUACUCUACCCCUCCCGUGUACAAGCCUGUAGUCGUAUCUGUUUGAAACAUUCGCUAUGAUCGUAUUAGGUGUUGGCUUACUGCUAAAUAAGACAUGAAGUAAAACUGCACUCCUUUCUUCGGACUUUCUUCAGUGCUUGUGCAUGUCUGUGUUGGCGGAGCCCCGAGGGCAGGGGGCGUGGUUAGACGGAGCCCAGAGGAGAUGCUACUUUCAAAUCUUGCUAGCUUUUCAACAUUACCAACCCUGCCUUUAAGAGCUAUGAAUUAUGGAAAGAAAGUCAUUGUAGUAUCAUGAGCUAUAUCCUUAUUCCCCAAACGAUAUCUUUAACUUAACUGCCAAUCCUUUUUAAAUGAAUACAUAAAGAGAUGUGUGUCCUUCAGAGUUAAAAGUAUUCAUGCACAAUGAGUUGGAAAUAUCUGAUCAUGCUAAGCUAGCUAAUGCCAUUAGUUCAUUUAGUUCAAAGCAUUACCUUUUGUAAUGUGGGCUAUAUUACAUUAUAUUUGUGAAAUAAUAAUUUACAAUCUUCCAUUUUGAUCAGGUGUCAGGUCAGACGUGUCGUCCAUAUUCUAUUAACUCUUUACUCUUCAUCUGAACGGCUCAUUUGUUAGCAAGCUAACGUUACUUUUGUCAGUUAGCUAGUACAUUAGUGAGUGUACAUAUGUAGUAUAACUAAUUUUUACAUAAGAAAUAUUCUGUUUAUCCUCCAGCAAGACACUCUUUUGUCUUCUUAACUCAGGGAUUUAUCAGGACCAGUCCUCUGAUCUCUGGACCAACAAACAUUCAUUACGUACUGCCGAUGCAGUACGGCUGCAGACCUGAUGAAAGCCAAGCACAUUUAUCAAUGGAUAAUCAACAUUUAUAUCUGCAUUAUUACUAAAUCAAGAAGCUCAACCUGCAAACCCAAAAUGUGUUUGUUACUAUCUUAUAACUGAUAAAUAUUAGUACAUGAUUAGUUAACCAUUAAUAAACCAUUAGUUACCAUGUUUAAACCCUUUAUGAAGGCGGCCUUACUCAAUUAUGUGAUAAAGGAAGUGGCUGCUGCCACACCAUAGCACACGCUCUCAGGCUGUCCCAGUCUGGCUCUGACACGUUUCCUGGGACCGGUUGUCAGUCCUUCAUGUUUGUAUGUAAAAGCCCCGAGUCCGUGUUGAUUGUCUCACAGGUCAUGAUGUUGAUGUCCUGUACUUCCACCUCGGUGCUGACAUAAUUUUCUUUACUUGUAUAUGUGUUUCAGUGGAGUCUGAGCGCUUCCUCAGCGUCACAGACCAGUGUUUGGCUGCUUUAGUUGGCUUUGAGUCAACACAACACGGUGACUCCCCUUCAGAUGAAGAUACUGAAUUACUCUUGAGCAUGACACACUUUUCAUAUCCAACUUCAAGACAUGAAUGAUUCUAGUUUGUACUAAGGAGAGAGAAUGACAGUGUUGUAGAAGAAGCACAAAUGAGAUGUAAUAUAAUAUAGACUAGCAUAAAUAUUGUCCAGAAGGAAAUAGCAUUCAGAUGGAUAGAUCUGUUCUUCUGAUUGUGAUGAAUUAUAUGAUGGUAAUGAUGACUGCAGAUUGUUAAAGAGCCUUUUUUUUUCUUUCUCUUCUUUUGGGUUGUCACUAAUUAAACAGAAGUUGAUCUAAAUCAAAA